Molecule: messenger RNA, 1650 nt
Organism: Nerophis lumbriciformis (worm pipefish)
Lineage: Eukaryota; Metazoa; Chordata; Actinopteri; Syngnathiformes; Syngnathidae
Source: RefSeq, a predicted model, not a curated record
AUGUCAAUGUUCAGCACAGGCAUCCUGGUGCUCACGUCGCCUCUGCAUAGCCUUCGCAUUGCCCCGGUGCUCAGCUCGGCGGCCCAAUUGGUGGAGCGCACUCUCUACGUCCACCUGCACCCGGGACUUAACCUAAGCGGCGGAGGCCAACCACGUCCCGUAUUCAUUCCUCCGGCUGUCGAUCUCUGUUCACUCAUCACGCGACUGUACAGCAACGCGGCUGAUGUGUGCGCUCACCUCGACGUCCGUGUUUUGCUCACCAAUAUCAAUCCCCCGUCUGGCAUUUCUGGCCCUUUCCCCACGCCGCAGUUCCUGUCCCACCCUCCUGAGGUGCUGCUCACGGACUUCCCCCUGCAAGACCCUACGCAGUCACACCAGGUGACGCAGUGUCUGCAGGGCUACGCCGGACGCUGCUACGCAUGCCGGCCCGGCCUUCCGUCAGUGUUGCUUCACUCGGAGAUGGCCGCUCAGCAGGAGGACUCGGUGGUCGAAGAGAAUCAGCCUGAAGAUGGGAAACCUUUGGAGAUGUACCCCGACGUGGUGGUAGGCGGCACCUUUGAUCGUCUCCACGGGGCCCAUAAGACCCUCCUCAACAUGUCGUGCUUGCUCGCCACCAGACGAUUCCUCAUCGGCGUGUGCGACCAAGGAAUGCUGAAAAAAAAAGUGCUGAAGGAGCUCAUCGAGCCAUAUGACCUACGUGUUGAAAAAAUCCAGGAGUUCCUUCGGGACGUCAAGCCCUCCUUGCAGGUGGAGAUCGUGCCUUUGGGCGACCCGCUCGGGGUGUCAGUGGUGGAUCCACUUCUGCGCUGUAUCGUGGUUAGCGAAGAGACCCGCAAAGGAGGCGAGGCUGUCAACCGGAAACGUAUUGAAAACGGUCUUCCUGCUUUGGUUCUUCACGAGAUUCAGCUACUCAAGGACGCGCACCACUCCGAGACAGAAGAGGAGAAAAUUAGUUCGUCCAGCCUUCGCUCCCGCUUGCUGGGAACACUUCUCAUCCCACCCAAAGACACGCCUCAUCUGCCACUCAGACCGUAUGUGAUCGGUCUGACGGGCGGGAGCGGCAGCGGGAAGAGCUCAGUGGCCAAGCGCCUAGAGAAGUUGGGAGCAGUUUGCAUCGACUGCGACAAGCUGGGCCACCAAGUAUACGAGACAGGCACUGCCGCCUACCAACGUGUCGUCGAUGAGUUCGGAUCAGAUAUCCUGAAUGAAGACAAAAGUAUCAACAGACGAAUCUUAGGGAAGAAGGUGUUUGGAAAACAGGAAAGAUUAAAAGCGCUAACAGACAUUGUGUGGCCAGAAAUUGCACUUCUCGUCAAGGAUGUAAUCAGCCAAGCCAGGGAACAAGGUAAAGAUGUAUGCGUAUUAGAUGCAGCGGUUCUUCUGGAGGCGGGUUGGACGGACAUGGUCCAUGAAGUUUGGGUGACCAUCAUCCCCGAGGAGGAGGCGGUGUCCCGUAUAACAAAGCGAGACAACGUAUCACCGGAAGACGCCCUGCACCGCCUGCGGAGCCAGGGCUCAGACGCUCAGCGGCUGGAGCAUGCCAACGUGGUGCUUAGCACACUGUGGGAGCCUGAAGUCACACAGAAACAGGUACUAAAAGCAUGGAAUCUUCUACAGAAGAGGAUGCAGCAGAGGCGCGGCGAACUCUAG